AUGGUUGCUUUGAAGAACCUCGCCAUCAUUGGCCUAGCCUCAUCCUCCGUGGCUCGUCCUGCGCCAGCAGUCCCGGCUCAAGAUAUUUCUGGCAAAGACCCGCUUGAGAUCUACGCUUCACCUCCGAUCGUGGACCCUGAGGAGCUGAGCGACGCUGCGAAGCGUCAGCUUUCACUCGAAGGGCUGAAGGAACUAUCCUACAAGCCCGUGGUCCACGAGCGCGAUCUUACAGCCGAAGAGAAGCGCCAGCUCUCACUCGAAGGCUUGAAAGAACUAUCAUACAAGCCCGUCAUCCUUGAUCGCGAUCUUACAGACGAGGAGAAGCGCCAGCUUUCGCUCGAGGGCUUGAAGGAGCUAUCCUACAAGCCAGUCAUCAAUGAUCGCGAUCUUACAGACGAGGAGAAGCGUCAACUCUCCCUUGAAGGCCUGAAGGAGCUCUCGUACAAGCCCGUCGUCCACGAGCGCGACCUGUCAGAACAGGAAAAGCGCCAGUUUUCGUCUUCACGCCCGAUCACCGUCUACGCCGGCGUGCCACCCAAGUAA
Emericellopsis atlantica is the source of this 543-nucleotide messenger RNA. RefSeq lists its product as uncharacterized. The record is from RefSeq and is a predicted model, not a curated record. The transcript has a single exon. Bases 1 to 543 code for a protein of 180 amino acids. Lineage: Eukaryota; Fungi; Ascomycota; Sordariomycetes; Hypocreales; Bionectriaceae.